Molecule: messenger RNA, 582 nt
Organism: Penicillium psychrosexuale
Lineage: Eukaryota; Fungi; Ascomycota; Eurotiomycetes; Eurotiales; Aspergillaceae
Gene: sec11
Product: signal peptidase complex catalytic subunit SEC11
Exons: 5
Coding region: 1-582 (193 amino acids)
Cellular component (GO): membrane; signal peptidase complex
Molecular function (GO): serine-type endopeptidase activity
Source: RefSeq, a predicted model, not a curated record
AUGCUAUCCUCCCUCUCAUCCAGCAUCACAAAUGCUCGGCAAUCAAUUGCACAAGUGCUGAACUUUGCGCUUGUUCUUUCCACGGCUUUCAUGCUGUGGAAAGGCCUUUCAGUUGUGUCCGCAUCAAGUUCUCCAAUAGUUGUGGUUCUGUCCGGAUCAAUGGAGCCCGCAUUUCAGCGUGGGGACUUGCUCUUUCUUUGGAAUCGAAACACAAGGGCGGAGAUCGGAGAAGUUCUCGUUUAUAAUGUUCGGGGAAAGUCUAUUCCGAUUGUCCACAGGGUUGUUCGCACUUUCCCUGAGGUAGAAGGACGGGCGAGCGCAAAGAAGGUGAAAGAAAUUACAGUGGACACAACACCUAACUCGCAUAUGCUUCUCACCAAGGGUGACAACAAUUUGGCAGACGAUACUGAGCUGUAUGCUGAUGGCCAGGAUUAUCUUCACCGGACCGAUGAUAUUGUCGGCAGUGUUCGUGGCUACGUACCUAUGGUCGGAUACGUUACUAUCAUGCUCAGCGAGCACCCCUGGCUCAAGACAGUCAUGCUGGGACUAAUGGGACUGAUGGUGAUGGUUCAGAGAGAGUAA